Molecule: messenger RNA, 1335 nt
Organism: Gordionus sp. m RMFG-2023
Lineage: Eukaryota; Metazoa; Nematomorpha; Gordioida; Chordodea; Parachordodidae
Exons: 8
Coding region: 1-1335 (444 amino acids)
Biological process (GO): proteolysis
Molecular function (GO): metalloendopeptidase activity
Source: RefSeq, a predicted model, not a curated record
AUGAUAUCGUUCUUCCAAAUUCUCCUUUACGCAUUAAGCGGUCUAAAAGAUAUUCCGAUGGAUGAACAUCCAGAUUCCGCGGUCAAACUAAUUCCGACAUCAGAUGAUAUUAAAAUGGCCAACAAAACCGACUUUUCGGAAAUUCUUGAUCAGAGUUUAAUGAUUAUGAAUACGAGCGCCGAUGUUUGUACAAAUUUUUACGGUUUCGCCUGCGGAAAUUAUGGAUCUUUUCUGAGAGAUAAGGCUAUCGAUUACACCAGUGGAAUUAAAAAUCCAUGGGGCCCCACUAAACAACAAAUGGAAUUAGAGUUGAAGCAGGAAAUACGAGAUAUUCUAGGUGGAAAAAUGUUGAAUGAUUUACAACCACAACACGAAUAUCUGCUGAGACAAGUUCGAUCCUAUUACCAAUCCUGCAUGAGCAACCAAAAUAAUUAUCAAAUAUUUUCGGGUCUGAUGAAUGAGUAUUUUAACGAUAGCGUCAUCUUGCACACAAACGAGACGAUUUUCAAAAAUAAUCUAUUAGAUUUAUUCGGAAGAUUGCAAUGGAAUCUUGGGUUUGAAUUCUUCUUUAGAAUGAGUGUAAUAAAGUCUGACAAGGACAACAGAUCCUUAAUUUACAUUUAUAAACCGGAAAUCACAGCAAUCCUUGAUAUUUAUAAGCACAGGUAUUACUAUUUUGGUUUACUAACCUACGUUGGAGAAUUGUUAGAAAAACUAAACAUGAGUAGGAGCUUGGCGCAGGAUAUAAUAAACUUCGAAGAAACUCUUAUACAUACCUUAGAUCAAUACCAUCUAUGUGAAGAAAAUGAAGUUGAUAUUCUGACUGCAUACGAAACCAUGAGAUUCAUAAAUCUUGAAAGUCUACUGAGAGGGAGAUCCAAGGUUUCACUCAAAAAUGUUAGGGUGAAAUACUGUGAAAAUUAUAUCGUGAUGCUUAACAAUUGGUUCAAACGAACUCUACCUUCAAAUAACGAAAUGUUUUAUAACUACAUGAAAGUAUUUGCGGCGAGCAGAUUGUUGCAUUAUACAGGAUCGGCAAAUAAUGUCAGAGAAAAGUAUAUUAGAUUCCUAGGGUUUGAUGUCUCCGGAGCCGAUAUUUGCCAAGACGAAACAAUGGCCAUGUUUGACGACAUCGUAACUGCCACUUAUAUUCACAAAACUGGAUUUAAACAAUCCGAUUCUCAGUUGAAUAUUCUGCUCAAGGAAGCUAAAUCUAUGGUUCAAAAACAUCUUGACGAUAUUCAACUUAGACAGCAUAUAGAUAUCGAACUUGGAUAUCCGGACUAUAUCAACCAUAUGUCGAGAUUGUACGAAUAUUAUAAAGAUGUAAUGUGA